AUGGAUCGUGAAGUAAAAGAAGAAAGGAACCCUGAUGCCCAAGAAACACCCUUUGUUGCUAAGAUGCAAACGCAUAGAAAAGAAGAGAACAAUAAAAGUAAUAUUGCAGUUAAAGAAGAAAACGCUGUUUCAAAAAAUGGACAAGAAAAUGUUCCUUUAAAAAAUUCAGAAGAUAGGCAGGAAGUAUUGAAGAAAGAAGACAAUGAGAUAAACCAAAACAAAGAGUUUGAUGAUAUUAUUAUUGAGAAUGAACAUAACGAAAAUAGAAACAUCUCAACAUCCACUCUUUCGAGUUUUUUCAGAGAAUAUGAGGAAGAUUCUGUGGAACAACAUUUUUUUUCUGAGGGCACGCAUACAGAAAAUUCCAUGGAAGGUUCAAAUAAUGUAGAAAAUAGUGCGAAUGCUGUUACAAAUGGUGUUUUAAUGUCUAACAGAAGUACAAGUUAUUCUAAAAAGAAAAACGAAUUAACAUCUGUAACUUGUUAUGUAUGUGGAGAAACUGUAGACUUAAAAAUUUGGAGAGAUCAUAUAUAUGCUCAUAAUUGUGAUAGGGAAAGUACACGUGAAAUAUAUUUUUCUAAUGAAAAAAGAAAUAACAGAAAUGUUUAUUGCUGUAAAAAAGAAGAAAAUAAUUUGAAUUGUGAUGUUGAUAAAUGUACAAAGAAACAGAACACAAAUAUCAGCAGUUCUUCUUUAUCUAGUUCUUCUAAUGAUUCAUAUGCUAGUUUGAAUGAAUUAUAUAGGAAUAUUAAUAAUGAAAGGCAAAAAAAGAUCGCACAUAACCAUAAGAAGGACGAUAAAGACACAAUUUUGAACGUUAGUAACAGUACUAAUGAUGAUAACACAAAAGGUACUAAUAGUUGUGAUAAUGUCCGUAAUAAUUUCGAAAGAGAAGACAUAGAAAAAGUGAAAACGGAUUAUAACGACAAUUCUAAAAGUGAUACGUAUGGAUACAAUACUUCUCUAAGUAGUAGAAAUGAAACUACAGAAAUAAAGAAAUCAAGAAAUGUUGAUGAGAAGAGAAAUUCUCAAGGUAUUAAUUUACCAGGUGCUGAAAAUUCAAAGGAAGUCAUCCAAAUUAGUAAAUCAACAAAGAAUGAAGAAAAUAAUAAUGAACAUGGUAAUAAAGAAAAAAAAGAAGAAAAAGAAGAAAUAACACAUCAAUUAGGAGAUUCUAUUGAUAAUAAUUCACCCACUAAUCAUUAUAGGAAUGAAAAUAACACCAACAAUAAGAAUAGACAUAACAAAAAUAAAAGUAAUAAGAAUAGACAUAACAACAACAACAGCAAUGAUAAUAGACAUAACAACAACAACAACAAUGAUAAUAGACAUAACAAUCACACUAACGAACCUUCUGGUAAUAAUAUGUUAAUGUAUAGAAGUAAUACAGGAAAUCCCAAUAGUCAUACAAUUAAUUCUUUAAAUAGAGAUAUGUUUCCUUACAACAGAUUAAUAUCUGUUAUUAGAAACGAACCACUCUCUCAUAAUCAAUAUUUUACAAUGAACAAUUCACAUUCUAAAAGAAUGUGUAAUGUUAAUGCUGGUAAUAAUUCAAACGAUUAUGAUAAUAAUAGAAAUAGAACUUCUAAUAGACAAAAUUAUUCAGGUGGAUAUAACAAUAUAAAUACUAAUAGAGAUAGUAAUAAAAUUGAAAAUAAUAAUACCAAUGGAGAUAGUAAUAUAAAUAUAAAUAGUAAUACCAGUAGAAAUAGUAAUACCAGUAGAAAUAGUAAUACCAAUAGAAAUAGUAAUCCUAAUAGAAAUCAUAUUAUCUAUAGAGAUGGUAAUACCUGUAGAAAUAGUAAUACCUGUAGAAAUAGUAAUACCUGUAGAAAUAGUAAUACCUGUAGAAAUAGUAAUACCUGUAGAAAUAGUAAUACCUGUAGAAAUAGUAAUACCUGUAGAAAUAGUAAUACCUGUAGCGAUAGUAAUAUCUGUAGCGAUAGUAAUAUCUGUAGAGAUAGUGAUACCUGUAGAUAUAGUAAUCCUAAUAGAAAUCAUGUUAUCUAUAGAUGUGGUGAUAUUAAUAUUAUGUUAAAUUAUAAUGAUCUUAUACCUAGAACUAUAAUAUAUGAAUAUAGAAGUAAUGAAAAUACGGUCAUUCUUAGUGUACCAAGUGAUUCAAGAAAUUAUUAUGGAUACGAAUUAAACCUUGAAGAUACCUUUGAAAAUUCAGAACAAAGAAAUGUGAAUUCAAGACGUAAUAACAAUAUGAAUAAUAUGUCAUUCAUUUUUAGAGAUGGAAAUAAAUUUUCAUGUGUUACUUAUGAUAAGGAUAAACCAGAACAUUCUAAUUUGAAAACAUGUUGUAUUUGUUAUGAAAAUUAUAAACAUAAUGAUAAUAUCAUAUUUUUACCAUGCACACACUGUUUUCAUAAGAAAUGCAUUCUCAAAUGGAUAAGAAACAAAUUCACAUGUCCAAUAUGUAAUAUAAAUAUUCUACGUUAUAAGUAA
Molecule: messenger RNA, 2454 nt
Organism: Plasmodium adleri (nom. inval.)
Lineage: Eukaryota; Apicomplexa; Aconoidasida; Haemosporida; Plasmodiidae
Product: zinc finger protein,putative
Exons: 1
Coding region: 1-2454 (817 amino acids)
Source: RefSeq, a predicted model, not a curated record